Molecule: messenger RNA, 1587 nt
Organism: Priapulus caudatus
Lineage: Eukaryota; Metazoa; Priapulida; Priapulimorpha; Priapulimorphida; Priapulidae
Product: 2-hydroxyacylsphingosine 1-beta-galactosyltransferase-like
Exons: 6
Coding region: 280-1086 (268 amino acids)
Molecular function (GO): UDP-glycosyltransferase activity
Source: RefSeq, a predicted model, not a curated record
CUUACCAAUGAGGUUGGUUAACUGUUAAUACUUAUGAGUUCACUACAAUUAUAAUAAGUAUGUAAUAGUAAGUUGUGCAGAUGUAAAAGUUCGCGUUUCAUUAGUCUAUCUACAGAAUUGCAUUUUUUAGACAAUGAAAGGAGAUUCUCAAGUCGCGCAAAUUCCCGGUUAUUCAUUUAUACUCCUGUAUAGGCGCACAAGAGAUACGAAAGCAUUAUAAGCAGGGCAGCGCUAGUGCUGUCCUCUAGCAACCCUGCGUUCGACCAUCCACGCCCCACGAUGCCCAACGUCCAGCAUAUCGGUGGUCAUCUCUGCCAGCCGGCAAAAGCGCUGCCUCAGAAAUUGGAGGCGAUGCUGGAGACGUCCUACAAAAAAGUGGUAUACGUGUCAUUCGGUACGCUUAUGCACGGACGGAAAGGAGUGGAUGAAAACAAACGUUUUAUGGUGGCUCUUCGCGGUGCUGUCACUAACCUUCCGUAUUUCUUCAUGAUUGCUGGCUUCAACAUGACCAGUCCUCCGCCCAAUGUUGUCACGUUAGGAUGGGCACCUCAGAAUGAUCUGCUAGCUCACAGCAAAGUAGACGCAUUUUUCACACACGGGGGACUGAAUGGACUAUGGCAAACCAUCUGCCACGGAACUCCUGUCGUCGUCAUGCCGCUCUUUGCUGACCAUUUUCGAAACGCGCACUUGGCUCAAGAGAGAGGAAUCGGCGAGAUGAUUGACUUCCAUACUAUAACAACAGAAAGCCUACAAUCCGCUUUUAGGCGUGUUGUCGAGAAUGACGCAUAUGCAGCACGCAUGCGUCAGCUUUCGAAACUGUAUCAUCACAGCCUGCCGAUGUCUCCUGAUGAGACCGUGUCAUUCUGGGUGAAUUACACGAUGCUCUAUGCCGAUCAGCAAGCCCCUGCCUACACUGAACUGAACUUCUUACAAUAUUGGCUCAUAGAUGUUAUUGCUUGUCUGCUCGUGAUUGCUGCAUUCUUUGCGUGGCUAACUUACGUAGUUCUCAUAGCAAGCAUAUCUAUAAGCACUCGUGUCAUUCGUCGAUGCUGCAGACGUUCUAUCAGAAACAUUAUAACUGCGUAGUUAUUGUUGUGCAAUUAGGUAUAUUCCUUUACGUUUUCUAUAUAGAGAGAUAAAACGUAUAACAACAGUAAACAAAACAGCACUUUAAUUGCUCUUUCCAGCGCAGGAUGUGACGGGAAAGAAGUUAUUUCCACUAAUUUCACUAAUAUCUGAAUGGAUUGUAAUGUUUCAUACGUCGCGCAAAUGAGCAAAACCGGAAGCUCGUGGCUGGCAUAUAAAGUUGCGUAGUACGUGACGUAAAAGUGAUUAAUCUGUUUACUCUUAUUAUAUUAUUUUAUCACUACAUUAUGGGGUAAAAUUCUUGACGGGAGUUGGGCAGCAGACCUGAAGAAGCUAUAUCUAAAACUCGGAGGAUCUAAACUUUUUUCAAAAUGUGAAGGCUGAAAGUAGCAUCGUGAGCGUUCUAAGAAGGAAAUAAAAUGUUCUAAAGAAAACGAUAUAUAAUAUAUAUAUAGAUAAAGUUAUACAUAUUAUAAAGUUAUAUAUAAGUUAUAAAGUUAU